Camponotus floridanus (Florida carpenter ant) is the source of this 1860-nucleotide messenger RNA. RefSeq names its product venom serine carboxypeptidase. The transcript is spliced from 3 exons. The record is from RefSeq and is a predicted model, not a curated record. NCBI's taxonomy places the organism in Eukaryota, Metazoa, Arthropoda, Insecta, Hymenoptera, Formicidae. Gene Ontology annotation, molecular function: serine-type carboxypeptidase activity. Gene Ontology annotation, biological process: proteolysis. The coding region runs from base 318 to 1736 and encodes 472 amino acids.
AUAAACACAAUAAGCCUCGCACGAACUCUGUUUUGAUUGCUAAUGCUAAGGUGACUCGUGAACGUGAAAGAAGCGUGAAGUACCGCUAGUUGUGGUUAGGUUAACAAUAAGUUUAAUCAGCUGAUCGAUAAUUGAGCGAGGAAAUAAUUCAUGAUUGACUUUCUAACCAUGCUUAAAACGAAUAAAAAAUAAGAACUAUCAUGCUGAAUGCGCAUGAUACAACCCUGAGAUAUAUAUUAGCGAUAAAGUCACAAGUCAUUUGCCGAUCUUUCAUUUCGCAGUGAAGAGCCUAUUAAUCGCGAUUUGCAGCCAGUAACAUGAAUAGUGUACUCUUUCCAACUCUGAGCUUAUUAUUCUUCGUAUUAUCGUACGAAAGUACAUAUGGAUUCUUGAACGUAUAUCCACAACUCAAGAAGUAUCGUCUCGCUGAUGGAGAAGAUCCUGGUACGCCGCUUUUUCUGACACCUUUGAUAGAAAAUGGAAAAAUCGAAGAAGCACGAGCGAAGGCUACCGUCCAACACAAGGAUAUGGGCGAUGUUAGCAGUUAUUCGGGUUAUUUCACAGUUAAUAAACAGUACAAUUCCAAUCUUUUCUUCUGGUUCUUCCCAGCUAUGCAUAAUCCAAAGACUGCGCCAAUAAUUUUAUGGCUACAAGGUGGACCAGGUGCAACUUCAAUGUUUGGUCUCUUUUUGGAAAACGGCCCAUUCAUUGUAAACGCUAAUAAAACGUUAGAGAUGCGAAAAUAUUCAUGGAAUUUGGAACACAAUGUUAUAUACAUUGAUAAUCCAGUUGGUACUGGCUAUAGUUUUACUGAUGAUGAAAAGGGUUAUGCCACAAAUGAAGUGCAAGUAGGAAGAAAUCUUAAUUCUGCUUUGGUACAAUUUUUCCUACUAUUCCCAGAAUUACAAAAUAAUGAUUUCUUUGUCACUGGUGAGUCAUAUGCUGGGAAGUAUGUGCCAGCAGUGUCUUAUGCCAUUAAAAAUUAUAACAUCAAAGCGAAAACAAAAAUUAACUUAAAAGGUUUAGCUAUUGGCAAUGGAUUAUGUGAUCCAGAAAACCAAUUGCUAUAUAGUGAUUAUUUGUACCAACUCGGGCUAAUAGAUCAAAAUGGAAAGGCUGAAUUCCAAAAAUACGAACAAAAAGGCCGCGAGUUUAUUAAACAGGAAGAGUUUACCAAAGCAGAAGAGAUUUUUGAAGUACUCCUUAAUAAUGAUUUAAAUGCCACUCCAUCUUUGUUUCAAAAUUUAACUGGUUUUGAUUAUUAUUUCAAUUAUUUAAAAGUAAACGACAAUAGUAAUGAUUCUAAUUGGAUGUCUGAGUGGAUUCAAAGAGUCGAUGUAAGAUCUGCUAUACAUGUGGGUAAUAAUAGUUUCAACAUUGAAACCAGCAUUGUUGAAAAACAUCUAAAAGAGGACAUCAUGCAAUCUAUAGUAGUCCUUUUAGAAAAUCUUCUGAAAAACUAUAGAAUACUCAUCUACAAUGGACAAUUGGAUAUCAUUGUGGCAUAUCCACUCACGGAGAAUUAUAUACAGAAAAUGAAAUGGUCAGGAGCAAACAAAUUUGCGAAAAUGCCGAGAAAGUUAUGGAAAGUUGGAAACGAAUUAGCAGGCUAUGCAAAAACUGUUGACAAUUUAACAGAGGUUCUUGUACGAAGUGCAGGCCAUAUGGUUCCUUCCGAUCAGCCAAAAUGGGCAUUAGAUUUAAUUACCCGUUUCACGCACAAUAAAAAAUUUUAAAUAACUCAUUGUUAUUACCAUAGGAUGUGAUAUAAUAAAAAGUGAGAUUUCAGUAAUGUAUAUAUACAUAUAUGAACAUACAUUUAGUAUAUACAAAUAUCUUGAUAAUAUUUAAAAUACUCUA